Molecule: messenger RNA, 1985 nt
Organism: Erythranthe guttata (spotted monkey flower)
Lineage: Eukaryota; Viridiplantae; Streptophyta; Magnoliopsida; Lamiales; Phrymaceae
Product: scarecrow-like protein 15
Source: RefSeq, a predicted model, not a curated record
UUCUAUUUUUCCAUUUUCCAACAUAUUUCAUUUUUUUUCUAGCUUUGAUUUUUGUUUUUUCAAGAAAUGAAAGUACCCUUUCCUGCUGCAAACAAUCACAACACCUCCAAACCAGCGCCGUCGUCCAAUUCCGCCACCACCAACGCCGCCGCCCCCGCUCCUCCUUCCGCCGCCGCCGCCGCCCACAGCAGCAGCAGUAGCUCCCCUAAUUACGAGCCCAAAUCCGUCCUCGAGCUCCGCGGAAGCCCGAGCCCGGUUUCCGGGAAGCCCAACUCUGAUUUCUUGAUCGGCGGCGGCGGCGGCGGUGGUGGUGAUCGUCUAAUUGAACUGGAAGAUCAUGUGCUGAAUAAUAUAGAGCACCCGCAGUUGGAGGAUUGGGAUUCUUUGAUGAGAGACUUGGGUUUGCACGACGAUUUCAAUCCCGUUUCUAAACCCUUCUCUUCUUCUUCUCAAUCCGAUUUAACUCACCAGAUUACUCACAACAUUAAUAAUAAUAAUAAUAAUAACAAUAUUCACUACUCGGAACUCGCCGAGUUCCCGCCGGUCACCUCGUUCGAGUCGACUCAGUUCGCGGCCGCGGAUUUCGGCCUCCUCCCUGACAUCCCCAUAUACUCAUCCGCCGCGCCUCCGACUUCCUUCGAAGGCCUCUCCGGCGACGCCAACAACAACAACUGGAACGUCGGGUUCGACUACGUGGACGAGUUGAUCCGACUCGCCGAGUGCUUCGAGACCAACUCGCUCCAACUCGGCCAGGUGAUACUGGCGCGGCUCAACCAGCGGCUGAGGUCCCCAGCCGGGAAGCCCAUCCAGCGAGCCGCGUUCUACUUCAAGGAGGCCCUCCAGUCGCUGCUCACCGGGUCGACCCGUCCGAGUCACCACGCGGCGAGUUCGUCGGAGAUUAUCCAGACCAUCAAGGCGCAGAAGACGUUCUCCAGCGUUUCGCCGGUGCCCAUGUUCGCCGGCUUCACGGCUAACCAAGCCGUGCUGGAGGCCAUGGACGGCUCGAUGAGCGUCCACGUCAUCGACUUCGACAUCGGCAUCGGCGGCCACUGGGCCUCCUUCAUGAAGGAGCUCGCCGACAAGGCGGCGGAGUCGCGCAGGGCGGCGCCGCCGCCGGCGCUGCGGAUAUCCGCCCUGGUGCCGGAGGAGUACGCGGCGGAGUCGAGGCUGAUCAGGGAGAACCUGACCGCGUUCGCCCGGGAUCUGAACAUCAGAUUCGAGGUCGAGUUCGUGCCGGUGCGCACCUUCCAGUACCUUUCGUUCAAGGCGGUCAAGUUCGCCGACGGCGAGAAGGUGGCGGUGCUUCUUUCCCCGGCGAUAUUCCGCCACGUGGGGACGGAGUUCCUGAACGAUCUCCGGCGGAUCUCCCCUCACGUGGUGGUGCACGUGGACGUCGAGGGGCAGAUGGGUUUCGGUACGGCGCCGUCGUACAGGCAGGCGGUGAUCGACGGCCUCGAGUUUUACUCCACGCUCUUGGAAUCUCUGGAAGCCGCGAACUUCAACAAUGGCGGCGCCGGCGGCGGUGGUGAGUGGAUGAGGAGAAUCGAGACCUUCGUGCUGUAUCCGAAGAUAGUGGAGGGGGUGGAGGCGGCUGGACGGCGGGGGACGCCGUGGAGGGAGGCGCUGGUGGCGGCGGGGUUGAGGCAGGUGGCGCUGAGUCAAUUCACUGAGUUUCAGGCCGAGUGUUUGCUAAGGAGAGUCCAAGUCAGAGGGUUCCACGUGUACAAAAGGCAGGCGGAGAUGCUGCUCUGCUGGCAUGAGAGGCCACUUGUUGCCACGUCAGCGUGGAGGUAUUAGGGAAAGAUUAAUCUCUCUAAUUGUGAUUAGAUGGAUAUUAAGCAAUGAAAAAAAUUGAGGGUUAGGAAUGAAAUAAUAUAUAUAUUAAUCCUGACCUGUUCAUGGUUAACAGCCCUGUAGUUUAUUUAAGUUGGUGUUUAAUUAGCUGGAUAAUUAACUAAUUAACUUUUGUCACUAAUGUGUUCUCU